GCCGAGCCGUGCGGGGCCACACCGCGCCCUCCCCGGGCGCCCGUCGGCUCGCAUGCCGAGGGGCUCCGGGGCGUAGCUGCGCGCCCGGCGCCGCCUCCGGGCUCCUCCGGCCCCACCAUGGGCUGCUGCAGCUCCGCCUCCUCCGCCGCGCAGAGCUCCAAACGAGAAUGGAAGCCUCUGGAAGACCGUAGCUGCACAGACAUACCAUGGCUGCUGCUCUUUGUCCUCUUCUGCAUUGGGAUGGGAUUUAUUUGUGGCUUUUCAGUAGCAACAGGUGCAGCAGCGAGACUAGUGUCAGGAUACGACAGCUAUGGAAAUAUCUGUGGGCAGAAAAAUGCAAAGUUGGAAGCAAUACCAAACAGUGGCAUGGACCACACCCAUCGGAAGUAUGUAUUCUUUUUGGAUCCAUGCAAUCUGGACCUUAUAAACCGGAAGAUCAGGUCUGUAGCACUGUGCGUAGCAGCAUGUCCAAGACAAGAACUGAAAACCCUGAGUGAUGUUCAGAAGUUUGCAGAGAUAAAUGGCUCAGAACUAUGUAGCUACAACCUAAAGCCUUCUGAAUAUACUACAUCUUCAAAAUCUUCUGUUCUUUGCCCCAAACUACCAGUUCCAGCGAGUGCACCUAUUCCAUUCUUCCAUCGCUGUGCUCCUGUGAACAUUUCCUGCUAUGCCAAGUUUGCAGAGGCCCUGAUCACCUUUGUCAGUGACAAUAGUGUCUUACACAGGCUGAUUAGUGGAGUAAUGACCAGCAAAGAAAUUAUAUUGGGACUUUGCUUGUUAUCACUAGUUCUAUCUAUGAUUUUGAUGGUGAUAAUCAGGUAUAUAUCAAGAGUACUUGUGUGGAUCUUAACAAUUCUGGUCAUACUGGGUUCACUUGGUGGCACAGGUGUACUCUGGUGGCUGUAUGCAAAGCAAAGACGGUCUCCCAAAGAAACAGUUCUUCCUGAACAGCUUCAGAUAGUUGAAGAUAAUCUUCGGGCCCUCCUCAUCUAUGCCAUUUCAGCUACAGUGUUCACAGUCAUCCUGUUCCUGAUCAUGUUGGUUAUGCGCAAACGUGUCGCUCUCACCAUUGCCUUGUUCCACGUGGCUGGCAAGGUCUUCAUUCACUUGCCGCUGCUGGUCUUCCAACCCUUUUGGACUUUCUUUGCUCUUGUCUUGUUUUGGGUUUACUGGAUCAUGACACUUCUUUUUCUUGGCACUACCGGCAGUGCUGUUCAGAACGACCAAGGCUUUGUGGAGUUCAAAAUUUCUGGGCCUCUGCAGUACAUGUGGUGGUACCAUGUGGUGGGCCUGAUUUGGAUCAGUGAAUUUAUUCUAGCAUGUCAGCAGAUGACUGUGGCAGGAGCUGUGGUAACAUACUAUUUUACUAGGGAUAAAAGGAAUUUGCCAUUUACACCUAUUUUGGCAUCAGUGAAUCGUCUUAUUCGUUAUCACCUUGGUACGGUGGCAAAAGGAUCUUUCAUUAUCACAUUAGUCAAAAUUCCUCGAAUGAUCCUUAUGUACAUUCACAGUCAGCUCAAAGGAAAGGAAAAUGCUUGUGCACGAUGUGUGCUGAAAUCUUGCAUUUGUUGCCUUUGGUGUCUUGAAAAGUGCCUAAAUUAUUUAAAUCAGAAUGCAUACACAGCCACAGCUAUCAACAGCACCAACUUCUGCACCUCAGCAAAGGAUGCCUUUGUUAUUCUGGUGGAGAAUGCUUUGCGAGUGGCUGCCAUUAACACAGUGGGGGAUUUCAUGUUAUUCCUAGGCAAGGUGCUGAUAGUCUGCAGCACUGGCCUGGCUGGGAUUAUGCUGCUCAACUACCAGCAGGAUUACACAGUAUGGGUGCUGCCUCUGAUCAUCGUCUGCCUCUUUGCUUUCCUAGUCGCUCAUUGCUUUCUGUCCAUUUACGAAAUGGUAGUGGAUGUAUUAUUCUUGUGUUUUGCCAUUGAUACAAAAUACAAUGAUGGGAGCCCUGGCAGAGAAUUCUAUAUGGAUAAAGUGUUGAUGGAGUUUGUGGAAAACAGUAGGAAAGCAAUGAAAGAAGCUGGUAAGGGAGGCGUUGCUGAUGCCAGAGAGCUAAAACCGAUGUUCGCAAAAUGGAUUGAAGCUAGAAAGAAAUCGGGCAAGAGGAUCAGCAAAGAGGCAAUAACUGCUGAAGAAAAGGUGACUGGUCUCAUGAGCCCGGAGGAGCUCGGAGGAGGUUGUUUACAUGAGGUUCUCCCACUCACCAGCUGUUGACUCUGCAGAUGAAGAGCCAGAUCUUAUUACUUCAAUGGAAGCGUGCUACAAGGUCCCCAAACCACUGAGCCAAGCGGGUUUGGUAUGGUGGGACUGUCUAAUAAAUGAUUAAUA
Molecule: messenger RNA, 2331 nt
Organism: Cynocephalus volans (Philippine flying lemur)
Lineage: Eukaryota; Metazoa; Chordata; Mammalia; Dermoptera; Cynocephalidae
Gene: SLC44A1
Product: solute carrier family 44 member 1
Exons: 17
Coding region: 118-2217 (699 amino acids)
Biological process (GO): choline transport; transmembrane transport
Cellular component (GO): plasma membrane
Molecular function (GO): choline transmembrane transporter activity
Source: RefSeq, a predicted model, not a curated record